Molecule: messenger RNA, 198 nt
Organism: Debaryomyces tyrocola
Lineage: Eukaryota; Fungi; Ascomycota; Pichiomycetes; Serinales; Debaryomycetaceae
Source: the annotation of a GenBank genome assembly
AUGGUUGGUAAGUUUAAGAUUGGCAAUUUAGUAGGUCUAAUAGUGGUUAGACAUACUAUAGAUUAUAUAAUUUUAGCGAAUAAAGAAGGAAUUUUGACUGACGAGUUGUUAAUAAGAUUGGAGAAUGAAUUUAAAGAAGCUUGGAGUUAUCAAAUUAGGGAUGGUGAUGACACUUUUGUCAUUAUCAGGAAAAUGUGA